Phascolarctos cinereus (koala) is the source of this 993-nucleotide messenger RNA. RefSeq names its product NSE2 SUMO ligase component of SMC5/6 complex (gene NSMCE2). Gene Ontology annotation, molecular function: zinc ion binding; ubiquitin-protein transferase activity; SUMO ligase activity. Lineage: Eukaryota; Metazoa; Chordata; Mammalia; Diprotodontia; Phascolarctidae. The record is from RefSeq and is a predicted model, not a curated record. Gene Ontology annotation, cellular component: nucleus; Smc5-Smc6 complex. Gene Ontology annotation, biological process: protein sumoylation; protein ubiquitination; double-strand break repair via homologous recombination.
AUGCCAGAGAAUUCGGAAGAUUUUCCUUGGAUUUUCGUCAACAAUGUGGACAAUGCUCUCAGCAACCUGAAAAACUGUGAGGCUUAUAUUGUUGCUGGAAUGCAAAGUGUCACUAAUACUGCCCUGGAUCUUGUGGCAACUCAGACUGAUACAGGUGAUGAUUACAAUAUGGAAAAUUUGAUGUCUGAAUAUGUUGAAAUGGAUCGAAAUCUGAACCAGUAUAUAACAGCAGUUGAAACUACCCUAAAUCAGGUAAAAGAUAAAAAUUACCUCAAUCUAACACCAAAUCUAAAAGCAUUAGUUGAAGAGAAAUUAGUGGCUUUGAAAAGUAGCAACACAGAAGAAGACUUGAAAAAAGAUGAUAGACUUGUGCAGUUUCGCAAACAGCUGAGAGAUGUGAAGAAGCAAUGUGGACUCCCUGUAGACCCAACUGAUGAUGACUCAGAAGAACAAAUAGAUGAAGAUAUGUUUGUGACCCAAAGUCAAACCAACUUCACUUGCCCCAUUACUCAGUUGGAAAUGAAGAAACCAGUGAAAAAUAAAGUAUGUGGACACACCUAUGAAGAGGAAGCCAUUAGAAGAAUCAUUGAAUCGAAACACAAAAGAAAGAAAAAGGCAUGCUGCCCCAAAGUUGGCUGUAGUCAUACAGAUGUAAAGUUGACAGAUCUUGUGCAAGAUGUAGUACUUAGGAGAGCCAUUGAAAACCACAGAAGAACGGCCGACAGUCGGAACAAACAGAGCCACUAGACGAUGCAGAUGUCUACAGUGCGUGUGCUCUCAUAGAAGGGAAAGUCUAUCAGUGUCUACCGAGAUCACUUACUGAUUGUAAGCUGACUGGAACAAGUUGUGUACUGUAUUUCAUUUGCAGGUAAAAUUAAAGAUUUCAAACAUAAUCCAAAGUAUUUCUAAUUGUCAAAUAGCAACAUUCAUUUAAAUUUUUCCCCUUUAAAACUUUGUGUUUGAUAAAUAAAAUUAUUGUAACUUUUUUCUCUA